AUGCUUAAGCGGUUCCCGCGCUUUAUCAUCACACGUCUAAACAACUACCACCGCCACACACCAUCAGCCUUUCGCUUUUCUAGCACAAUGUCCAAGGACGAUCAGCAGCAGCCUGCGCAGGCAGAGACCAAUGGCAACAAGAACCCCCUCCCACUACCAGCCCCAGGCUCAGACACCGCCGCCUCUAACAGCAGGGGGGAUGGCGUGACGGAGCUACGUGUUGGAGAGUCUGUCGCACUCGACUCCAUGGGGCCCCUCGUGGUCAACAGAGAUGGGACCAUGGGUAGGAUUGGAAACUGGGCGGGCAUGACGGAGCAUGAAAAGGCGCAGACCUUGAGGUUGUUGGGAAAGAGGAACAAGGAGCGGAUGGAUGUUCUUAAAGCAAAAAAGGCAGCAGAGGAGGGGCAGAAAUGA
Molecule: messenger RNA, 414 nt
Organism: Fusarium venenatum
Lineage: Eukaryota; Fungi; Ascomycota; Sordariomycetes; Hypocreales; Nectriaceae
Source: RefSeq, a predicted model, not a curated record